Messenger RNA from Pyrus x bretschneideri (Chinese white pear), 1789 nucleotides. RefSeq names its product serine/threonine-protein kinase SRK2E-like. The record is from RefSeq and is a predicted model, not a curated record. Gene Ontology annotation, cellular component: nucleus. Gene Ontology annotation, biological process: protein phosphorylation; intracellular signal transduction. Lineage: Eukaryota; Viridiplantae; Streptophyta; Magnoliopsida; Rosales; Rosaceae. Gene Ontology annotation, molecular function: protein serine/threonine kinase activity; ATP binding.
AAUCAUAAGUAAAAAAAUCACAAAUUAGAAAAUACUUUUCCGAAAAAAGGAAUCAGAUAAAUACCACCAAAAACAAAAACAAUCUCUCUCUCACACACAGCACAAGGAGAGCUGAAGGAAACACACACUCAGAGAGAGGAGAGCGAGAAGGGUAGAUAGUUGGAUUCACGAGCUGUAUCCUAACGCCUCUGCAACACCAAUCAGUGUGCUAAAACAUCCAGAAAUUUUUUGACAUAAAUCAGAGAAACCCCCAUUUCUGAGUUGGGUGGGAGCUUCACGGGGACGAACACAUCUCAGUCUUUUUCUCCACCCACCAGCUUUUCCCAUCAAUCCAGUGGUCCAGGCACUGCCACCUGACCUCAACUACCGCCCCUUCGGUUGGUUUGAUCACUGCUUUGCCCUUCCCAUCUCUCUCUCUCUCUCUCACAUUAGAGAGAAUCAGAGAAAGGGAGGGACUUAAUUGGGUUUUUGUUUUUUGGGUUUUUCAGAAGGUGUUGAUGUAUAUAGAGGGAGGGAGGGAGGAGAUAUAUGAAUCGGUCUGUGCUCACAGUUGGGCCAGCCAUGGACAUGCCGAUCAUGCACGACAGCGACCGGUACGAGCUGGUUCGGGAUAUUGGGUCGGGAAAUUUCGGGGUUGCACGGCUUAUGAGGGACAAGCAGACUGGUGAGCUUGUUGCUGUGAAAUACCUAGAGCGAGGUGAGAAGAUAGAUGAAAAUGUACAAAGGGAAAUUAUAAACCACAGGUCGUUGAGGCAUCCGAACAUUGUCCGGUUCAAAGAGGUAAUAUUAACACCAACUCAUCUAGCUAUUGUGAUGGAAUAUGCAUCUGGGGGAGAGCUCUUUGAGCGGAUAUGCAACGCUGGGCGUUUCAGUGAGGAUGAGUCCAAAUUCUAAUCCAACACAUUGAUUUUGUUUAUAGUAACGAGGGCGUUUCAGUUAGAUGGAAGUCCAGCUCCUCGUUUAAAAAUAUGUGACUUUGGCUACUCAAAGUCCUCGGUGCUGCAUUCACAACCAAAAUCGACCGUUGGCACCCCUGCAUAUAUUGCACCUGAGGUGUUACUCAAGAAAGAAUAUGAUGGAAAGAUUGCAGAUGUAUGGUCUUGUGGGGUGACCUUAUACGUCAUGUUGGUGGGUGCAUACCCAUUUGAAGAUCCUGGGGAGCCUAAAAACUUCCUCAAGACAAUACAUCGGAUAAGGAAUGUCCAGUACUCUAUGCCUGACUAUGUUCAUAUAUCUCCAGAGUGCCGCCAUCUAAUAUCAAGGAUUUUCGCAGCUGAGCCUGAGAAGAGGAUAACCAACCCCGAGAUUAGGAACCACAAAUGGUUUCUAAAGAACCUUCCUGCAGAUCUAAUGGUUGAAAACACCAUGAACAACCAGUUUGAAGAGCCGGAUCAAGCCAUGCAAAGCCUUGAUGAGAUUAUGCAGAUAAUUGCCGAGGCUAAAAUACCUGCGGCCGGGGCCAACAGUCUCAACCAGUAUCUUGCUGGCAGCCUGGACAUAGAUAACAUGGAGGAGGACCUCGAGUCUGAUCCCGACAUUGACACCGACAGCAGCGGAGAGAUAGUCUAUGCAAUUUAAUUGGUACAAUGUCUUGAAGCAACGGAGGGUUCGCCCUCCGCCUGUGUUUCUGUCUCUCCUUUUUAGUGGCAUGCUUCACUUCAUCUGUAUUGUUUUGUUGUUACAAACAACAAAAAAAUUUACUUUCAUAGCUCAUACGGUGCCACUCCGUUACAAAUAUUUCAUGGACCUCCGGAACUGAGAAUAUUACGAAAUUAGAUUCAACGUAAAA